UGUUCGAUUUUCCGUCGGCCAUCAUUCAGUUGUCUGCUUGCGAGAAGAACAGUGGUGAAGAUAUCCAAAGCGAAAAGUGCGUAGUUUCAUUCGUGCUGUGAAAAGUUAGCAUAAAAUCUUGAAAUUUGAAUAAUUUCUGUGCUCUGAAGAUUCGCUUAGAGAAUGCAGAUUUUCGUCAAAACCCUGACCGGCAAGACCAUCACUUUGGAGGUCGAACCUUCGGAUACCAUCGAGAAUGUGAAAGCCAAGAUCCAGGAUAAGGAAGGCAUCCCUCCAGACCAACAGCGUUUGAUCUUUGCUGGUAAGCAGCUUGAGGACGGUCGAACUUUGUCCGACUACAACAUCCAGAAGGAGUCAACCCUUCAUUUGGUCCUGCGUCUGCGUGGUGGUAUGCAGAUCUUCGUGAAGACCCUGACCGGAAAGACCAUCACUCUGGAGGUCGAACCCUCGGAUACCAUCGAGAACGUGAAGGCUAAGAUCCAGGACAAGGAAGGCAUUCCUCCAGAUCAGCAGCGUCUGAUCUUUGCCGGUAAGCAGCUCGAGGAUGGCCGUACCCUAUCCGAUUACAACAUCCAGAAGGAGUCUACCCUUCAUCUGGUCCUGCGUCUGCGUGGUGGUAUGCAGAUCUUCGUGAAGACCCUGACCGGUAAGACAAUCACUCUGGAGGUCGAACCGUCGGACACCAUCGAGAAUGUCAAGGCCAAGAUCCAAGACAAGGAAGGAAUCCCUCCAGAUCAGCAGCGUCUGAUCUUCGCCGGUAAGCAGCUCGAGGACGGUCGUACAUUGUCCGACUACAACAUCCAGAAGGAGUCAACUCUUCAUUUGGUCCUGCGUCUGCGUGGUGGUAUGCAGAUUUUCGUGAAGACCCUGACCGGUAAGACCAUCACUCUGGAGGUCGAACCCUCGGAUACCAUCGAGAACGUGAAAGCUAAGAUCCAGGACAAGGAAGGCAUUCCUCCAGAUCAGCAGCGUCUGAUCUUCGCCGGUAAGCAGCUCGAGGAUGGCCGUACCCUUUCCGAUUACAACAUCCAGAAGGAGUCUACCCUUCAUCUGGUCCUGCGUCUGCGUGGUGGCAUGCAGAUCUUCGUAAAGACCCUGACCGGAAAGACCAUCACUCUGGAGGUCGAACCGUCGGACACCAUCGAGAAUGUCAAGGCCAAGAUUCAAGACAAGGAAGGAAUCCCUCCAGAUCAACAGCGUUUGAUCUUCGCCGGUAAGCAGCUCGAGGAUGGUCGUACUUUGUCCGACUACAACAUCCAGAAGGAGUCAACUCUCCAUUUGGUUCUGCGUCUGCGUGGUGGCAUGCAGAUUUUCGUGAAGACCCUGACCGGUAAGACCAUCACUCUGGAGGUCGAACCCUCGGAUACCAUCGAGAACGUGAAGGCUAAGAUCCAGGACAAGGAAGGCAUUCCUCCAGAUCAGCAGCGUCUGAUCUUCGCCGGUAAGCAGCUCGAGGAUGGCCGUACCCUAUCCGAUUACAACAUCCAGAAGGAGUCUACCCUUCAUCUGGUCCUGCGUCUGCGUGGUGGCAUGCAGAUCUUCGUGAAAACCCUGACCGGAAAGACCAUCACUUUGGAGGUCGAACCGUCGGACACCAUCGAGAAUGUCAAGGCCAAGAUCCAAGACAAGGAAGGAAUCCCUCCAGAUCAGCAGCGUCUGAUCUUCGCCGGUAAGCAGCUCGAGGACGGUCGUACAUUGUCCGACUACAACAUCCAGAAGGAGUCAACUCUUCAUUUGGUCCUGCGUCUGCGUGGUGGUAUGCAGAUUUUCGUGAAGACCCUGACCGGUAAGACCAUCACUCUGGAGGUCGAACCCUCGGAUACCAUCGAGAACGUGAAGGCCAAGAUCCAGGACAAGGAAGGAAUCCCUCCAGAUCAACAGCGUUUGAUCUUUGCUGGUAAACAGCUCGAGGACGGUCGUACUUUGUCCGACUACAAUAUUCAGAAGGAAUCUACCCUCCAUCUGGUUCUGCGUCUGCGUGGUGGCAUGCAGAUUUUCGUGAAGACCCUGACUGGAAAAACCAUCACUCUGGAGGUCGAACCGUCGGACACCAUCGAGAACGUUAAAGCUAAAAUCCAGGACAAGGAAGGCAUCCCUCCAGACCAACAGCGUUUGAUUUUCGCUGGCAAGCAGCUCGAAGAUGGACGUACUCUUUCCGACUAUAAUAUCCAAAAAGAAUCUACACUUCACCUUGUCCUUCGUCUUCGCGGUGGAAACUGAAUCAAAGCGCCGAGUAAAAUGUGGACAAUUGUCACAACAUUUUAAACUUUCAUCUAUCUUAAUAAAUAUUGGAAUUUUUCUCGGUGUCUAAAUCCUUUACAUAUUCCUCGUAAAAUUGCAAGUAGUAGAAACAUAGAAAGCACCCCAAAUCCCAGAACAUAACGCAGUUUCUUCAUCAAUGUAGUGCUUUCUCUCUUGUAACGGUUUUUGAUGAAUAAAUAAAACGCUAGAAAAUGAA
Armigeres subalbatus is the source of this 2458-nucleotide messenger RNA. RefSeq names its product polyubiquitin-C-like. The record is from RefSeq and is a predicted model, not a curated record. The transcript has 2 exons. Gene Ontology annotation, biological process: protein ubiquitination; modification-dependent protein catabolic process. Lineage: Eukaryota; Metazoa; Arthropoda; Insecta; Diptera; Culicidae. Gene Ontology annotation, cellular component: cytoplasm; nucleus. Bases 163 to 2220 code for a protein of 685 amino acids. Gene Ontology annotation, molecular function: protein tag activity; RNA binding; ubiquitin protein ligase binding.